Messenger RNA from Phytophthora nicotianae INRA-310, 540 nucleotides. RefSeq lists its product as hypothetical. The coding region runs from base 1 to 540 and encodes 179 amino acids. The transcript is spliced from 2 exons. The record is from RefSeq and is a predicted model, not a curated record. NCBI's taxonomy places the organism in Eukaryota, Oomycota, Peronosporomycetes, Peronosporales, Peronosporaceae.
AUGAAGGAGAGCUCACUUGGCGGCGCGUGCGCAGGCCAGGAGGAGCCUGCACCGCCCUCUACGCGCAUGCACGGACGUCAACUGGCGUGUUUCCGCCCGAAGCGCCGCUUUCGGCUUGCAACGGCUGCUCAGAAGACGGAGGACGUCGAGCUGGCGUGUCAUUGUGAACACCAAGUGCUGCAAUGUCUUGUGGACAUCCAGCAAUACACGGAAAGAGAGCUGGAUACCGCCGAAGACUUCCACAAAAAUCGUAUGCGUAAGUGGAGCGAGCGCUUCGUCACCCGUGACUGGGCACAGGAGCGUGUGUGUCAAAAGUGGAAGGAGAACCAAAAGCGCUUUACAGAGCAGGAAGAAGAUGCACUGGAAGAGGACUUAAGCAGCACCAAGGCUACAACCAAGACGGUUAAGAUGGCGUUUUCUACGCUGGUGUGCCGCCACAUCUGCGUGGACAGGUCUGGUGGAUGUGCAGCGGCGCAGCGGAGCUUCGACGUGAAGCCAAGGAGUCGUAUCCUGCGCUACUACAUCGACUGCAUACACUGA